This is a messenger RNA of Cricetulus griseus (Chinese hamster), 2877 nucleotides long. The record is from RefSeq and is a predicted model, not a curated record. NCBI's taxonomy places the organism in Eukaryota, Metazoa, Chordata, Mammalia, Rodentia, Cricetidae.
ACGCCACUUUUGCUGCAGUUGCUCCGGUCGCGCCUGCUGCUAUUGCUGGUCCUGCCGCGGCUGCUGCCCGGGAGGUGAAGGGAGGUGAAGUGUGUUGUUGUGUCGGUGCUUCUGCCGCUGUCCGGAACGGAGUGGAGAGCCGGACGUCCGCGGGCUGGCGAGAGCGGCGAGUCAGCAUCUGCGUGGUCUCCCCAGGCCGGGUCCUGUCUGCGCUGCUGCAGGGAGGCCGCCCGGCCCUGCGAACCGAACCAAUGCUGGACCUGGAGGUGGUGCCUGAACGCUCUCUGGGGAACGAGCAAUGGGAAUUCACGCUGGGAAUGCCUCUGGCUCAGGCAGUAGCGAUUCUUCAGAAGCACUGUCGCAUCAUCAAAAAUGUCCAGGUUCUCUACAGUGAGCAGUCUCCUCUAAGCCAUGACCUCAUCCUUAACCUGACUCAGGACGGGAUCAAACUACUGUUUGAUGCUUUCAAUCAGAGACUUAAGGUGAUUGAAGUUUAUGACUUGACAAAAGUAAAGUUAAAAUAUUGUGGAGUGCAUUUUAACUCUCAGGCCAUCGCUCCUACCAUUGAGCAAAUUGACCAGUCUUUUGGCGCAACCCAUCCUGGAGUGUACAACUCUGCUGAGCAGCUCUUCCACCUCAACUUCAGAGGAUUGUCUUUCUCUUUCCAGUUAGACUCAUGGACAGAGGCUCCCAAGUACGAGCCCAAUUUUGCCCAUGGUCUAGCUUCUCUUCAAAUACCCCAUGGAGCAACUGUAAAACGAAUGUACAUCUACAGUGGAAACAGCCUCCAGGAUACCAAGGCUCCUGUGAUGCCCCUGAGCUGUUUCCUGGGGAAUGUAUAUGCUGAAAGUGUAGAUGUUCUUCGAGAUGGAACUGGACCCUCAGGGUUGCGGCUUCGCUUACUCGCUGCAGGUUGUGGACCUGGAGUAUUAGCAGAUGCCAAAAUGCGAGUAUUUGAGCGCUCGGUGUAUUUUGGUGAUUCUUGUCAAGAUGUUCUUAGCAUGCUUGGCUCUCCACACAAGGUCUUCUAUAAAUCCGAAGACAAGAUGAAAAUUCACUCUCCUUCCCCUCAUAAACAAGUUCCAUCCAAGUGCAAUGACUACUUUUUUAACUAUUUCACUCUUGGAGUGGAUAUCCUCUUUGAUGCAAAUACACACAAAGUGAAGAAGUUUGUCCUGCAUACCAAUUACCCCGGGCAUUAUAAUUUUAACAUUUACCACCGCUGUGAGUUCAAGAUCCCACUAGCUGUAAAGAAAGAAAAUGCAGGUGGUCAAACUGAAACAUGCACGACCUACAGCAAGUGGGACAAUAUCCAGGAGCUUCUGGGCCAUCCUGUGGAGAAGCCUGUUGUCUUGCACAGGUCCUCAUCCCCAAACAAUACCAACCCAUUUGGCUCCACAUUCUGCUUUGGUCUUCAGCGGAUGAUCUUUGAGGUCAUGCAGAACAACCACAUUGCCUCGGUGACCCUGUAUGGCCCCCCUAGGCCUGGUGCCCACCUGAGAACAGCAGAGCUACCCUAAGGACAUCACUACCCAUUCUCUUCUCUGUCCAUGGACCUGUGCAUCACAUCAGCUGAGUGGGUCUCUGUGCCACCCUGUGUGUUUUCUUGGGCACCUGGGCAGUGUUGGAAGGGUCUGGGAUUCAGAAGGGUUCAGAAGGGAUUCGGUCUGAGUCCUCUAUCUUGGGACAGAGAACCCAGAUAUCCCUCUGUCCUAAGCCUGCUGUUGCCAGCAGAGAACACAGUCUGCAAAGAGAAGCACAAACUUUGGGCCUUGAUUCCUGGACCCAGGGCCUCUCAACUAACAUGUAAGACAUGUCAACCCCUGUCCUGCACACAUAGGGUAAAUGGGACUUCUCUGGCUAAGGAAAUCGGUAUCUAGGAGAGAACAUUGCCAUGUGGCCCUUAAGGUGAGCAGAGCAGGUAGCAUGUCCAGAGUACUUGGUUGCAAUAUUUGCACUACAUCCACUUCAGUUACUUGAUGAGCUGGCUGUGGCUGGUGUGGCCCACGUGCCCUUCUGUUUCUUUUGUGCAAGUGCUCCCUGCCAUGCCCAGGUGACAUACCUAAGUAGUUGAAAUAUAGGUUUGUACCAGGUAUCUACCCAAGCCUGGUUCCCACUGCUGCUCUGGGAAUCAGCCUUCAAGGUCACCUGUAUCUCUUGGUCCAACCUGGCUGACAGGGCUGCAUGUUUCCAUCUUGUUUGCCUCUUUUAUUUAAUGCCAAAGUGUUAGCCAAAGACACCUUCCUCCUUCUGUUACAUUACAGCAUUCUGUUGUGCACUGUGGGCCAGCUCCCUGCCCCACUUCUGGGCACUGGCCUGGCCUGGCCACAUGGUUUAAGGCCUAGGGGCUCAAAGAAGAUUGGGCUGCUGCGUUUCUUACAUGGGUCUUGCUAAUGGAAAGUAGUAUAUAUGUGCUUUAAAAUAUUAAUCCUUUUGAAAAGAAUUGAAAAGAGAAACAUAUAAUUUUAUCCCAUUUUUAAUAUUUUGGUCUAGCAACUUGUGAUACAUAGAUGACAAUUUUGUGAGUUUUUCAAAUGUGUGUACAGAUUUUUGUAAAUAAUGACUUUUGUAAUUAACUCAUGUACAGCCUCAUCUUGUAUAGUUCAUGAUGAAUGUGCAGGGGAUCCUGCCCCAGCUGUCUGUAUGGUUCCUGGGCCUACAGCCAGGCCUGUGUGGCACUUCCAUGACUCUGAUUGACAGGUGUCUUCCCAUUUGGACCUUGGUCUGGCCAGAGACCCUGCACAUCCCACUGUCAGGGUAGCCAGGACUGUUCCCAUCCUCUUGAACAGAGGAAACUUCCUCAUCCCUUUCCAAUAAAGCACCUAUGCCCUCAGUGACAGCUUGCCAUGUGCUGCUGCUGGGGUGUUUGUACGAAAA